This is a messenger RNA of Cylicocyclus nassatus, 2383 nucleotides long. NCBI's taxonomy places the organism in Eukaryota, Metazoa, Nematoda, Chromadorea, Rhabditida, Strongylidae. The record is from the annotation of a GenBank genome assembly.
GAUUUCUCCAUUACCCAGCACCCUAGCAGUAUAAUUAAUUUUAUUGCUGCCUUUCAAUCUGGACAGUUGCACUUGAAGAAACCGCGCCAUUUUGCGACGUAGAAGGUGCUGCGGCAGGGGCAGCAAUCGCAUGUCGAUGUGGAUUCUCUACGGGUGUUUCAUCGUGACUUUCUUCUACCUGCUGGCUGUCACAAACCUAUUCGAAACGAAUAAAAGCAUCCACGACUUCAUCAAGUCGUCCCGCGUCAAAUACGCUCGAUAUCGGGAAGAAGCAGCCGCUUUGAAGAGUCGGAAACAAAAAGACGAGCCCGUACAACCCUUGAACAGCACUCCUCAGGACAUCUUCGACACAUGUCCUUUUGUGGCACCAGAUCCAUGGGAUCCCGAAAUUCUCAACUACAUCGAAGUGAAAUACGGAUUCUUCAACAAUUGCACAGUGAAUGAGAAAUGGGCGCCGAUCACUGAACUUCGAGACGGACGAGUUCGUAUCAUGCGAGAGGGCAGCGCACGGAAAUAUGAGUGUAGAGCAAGAUGUGUCAAUUACUUGGACGAGGAGCAUGUAGACCUCGAUCCAUGGCGAGAAAUCAACGACCCGCAACCAUUUCAAUGUGAUUUUGUCCAGACUGAAUGCACAUCAAGACGACGAACAUUGUCAUAUAUUCACAUGCAAAUCGCGGAACUGAGUACGAAAUCGGUGCACUCUAGCAUCCAUCCAAAUGUACACAUCAUCCUUGUUGAUUCUGUCGCUUCAUCACAAGCAAUCAGAGCUCUUCCUCGUACGGUUAAUUUCCUCACAAAUGCAAUGGAAGCAGUACAAUUGCGAAAGUUUAACAAAGUCGGAGCAAACAGUCGCCCUAACGGCUUUGUGAUGCUUUUUGGAAAGACUACUGAACCAGUUAUGAGAGAAAUGGUCGACCAAGAGCCAAUUCCAGCCGAUUGGACGUACUCCACGUACUGUCGGAAGUAUCUGGAUGAGUCGCUUUACAUACCCGUGCAGUACAGGAACGCGGGUUAUAAGACAUUUGGUGCACAAGACUAUGCCUCCAGUCUAUUGAAUUUUCCCAAUUGUGAGGGUUUGGAAAAGCGCGAGUUCCAACAUUCGUACAGGCCUUUUGACCUUCUUCUUUCCACGGAUCGAAAAUUGAAGAUUGCACAUGAAGUUGCGCCAUGCUUACGAUCUCACGACAAUAUGCUCAAGUAUUUGGAAAAAUUUCUGAAUUCUUAUAAAGGUUCGUCAAAAUUCUCGCUAUCAUGGGUAACAAAACUAGCACACGAUGACACUGGGCGGCUUUACAAAGGCGACAAUGACUUAUAUAAUUUCUUUGUCAGGAACCGACAAGAGCUCGACAAUUCUUUCGUGUUCUUUUUAGGCGAUCAUGGACCUCGCUUUGGAAAGGAAACUAAGACAACUUUUGGAAGGAAUGAGGCAAAUAAUCCGUUUUUGUACAUGACCGUCCCAAAAACGUUGCGAAAUACGGAACUGUUUACAACUCUGAAGCAGAAGGAGUACGAGCUCAUCACUCCGCAUGACAUCCAUGCUACGCUCAAGGAUAUCCUCGAGGAGCAGCCUUUUUCGAACUUUGCCGAUACUCUCUACAAGUCAUUUCUACCUGCAAGCAGAGGCUCAUCACUUCUGCGAGAGUUUGAACGAGGAGUGGUACGAAAUUGCAAGACGCUCCCCAUACCGUUCCAGUACUGCAUCUGUCAAUACGCAAAAGUGCCUCUCGACGAUGACGCACUCGCUAUCAAACUAGGACAGUUUGGUGUGGACGGUAUCAAUGAUAUUCUGAAAAAGAACAACAUGUCGGAAAAUUGCACUCACCUCAUCCUUCACCAGGUCCACUCAGUAUCCCGGUACGUCCUUCCCGAAGAACAAAUGCGAACAACAGCUAUUUACGACGUCACAUUCCAGGUUUCUCCAUCUGCAGGCUUGUUCCAGAUCCCAAUACGCUCGAAAAAUGGUGUGUUUAUGCUCGGAGGUUCUACAUUCACUCGCCUCAACGAAUACGGAAAGCAAUCGGUGUGCGUAGCGAAAGACACACUGAAACCGUUAUGUUACUGCAAAAAUCAACGAAUUGAGAGCAGUGCUUAGGUGCUAUCGGUUAACAAAUACGGGUUCAUGUAGUGACUUAUUCGUAGAACUGUAUGGAAUCGAUCUUAGUCAUUCCUGGGUGCUUUUUAUUUGUCGAUGUCAUCGCUUACUAUUUGUAUAAUUCUGUGACAUUUUUUGACUCAGUGAUGUAAUCAAAAUUGCCACUCACUAUAUCCUUAGGAACCCACUUUUUACUGCUGGUUUACACGAUUCGAUGGUGCCUUCAUAUUAUUCAUCUGACCGUGUGUACAUAGUUGAUCUCAUUCUUUGGCUCACAUUUUGUUAUGUUUC